AAGCGGUCAAAUUCCUGGAAUGUUUCUGCUGGUAGCAAAGUAGCAAGCACUGUUUCUGGGAAUAUAUUUAUUGAAGGCGUCAGUCACGUAAUACAUGUAUUCUUCUGGCAAUGUCUGUACUCUCAGGAGCGUAGAUCUUAGCAUAGACAAAAAUAAAAAGAUCCAUUCAAGUGGAUGAUUCUGCACAUCGUGUUUUGCAUCAGCAGCAGGAAAUGAUAUCUGCAAUUUUAAGAUUUGUGGAUGUGCAUGGAUCUAAAUGAAAAUAGGCCUAUGUGAUGGACUUCUGCUUGAAAAAAAGCAAAUCGUGCAUCUUGCAGAUGCAGCCGGUAGUUCCCCAUAAAGGCAUGGAAGUGUUCAGAUAUGUAAAUAAUUCAACUAUCAAAGUUCAAGAGGGCGAGCAUACUGCUGAGGAUUUGUGCAUUGAAGCUGCCAAGAAAUGUGGUAUUUCUCCAUUAUGCCAGAAUCUCUUUGCGUUGUAUGAUCCAAGUAAAAGAUUGUGGUUUCCUCCAAAUCACAUGUUCAAAGUUGAUGACCAAACAGCCCUAUUGUUGCAUUAUCGGAUGAGGUUCUUCUUUGGCAACUGGCAUGGAUCCAAUGAAAAUGAACAACCUAUCUGGAGACAUACUCCUGCUCGAAAGCAGAAGAAUAAUAGUGACCCCCAAAAUAUGGAAAAUGGGACUCCUCUCUUGGAUGCAAAUUCCUUGGAAUAUCUGUUUGCUCAGGGGCAGUAUGAUUUGAUUAAAGGCUUGGCACCUGUUCGAGAUCCCAACAGUGACACUGAAUUUCAUGAGAUAGAGAAUGAGUGUCUGGGAAUGGCUGUACUGGCUAUGACUCAUCAGGCCCUUAACCGCAAAAUCCCAUUGCAAGAGAUCUCCAAGGAAAUGAGUUACAAGAAUUACAUUCCUGAGACACUGAAUUCAAGUAUCAAACAGCGAAACAUCCUGACCAGGUGUCGAAUCAAUAAUGUCUUCAAAAAUUUCCUGAAAGAGUUCAACAAUAAGACAGUAUGUGAUAGUAACGUAUCUCCUCAUGACCUCAAAGUCAAGUACCUAGCAACUCUGGAAUCCCUGACUAAGAAUUUUGGAGCAGAAAUAUUUAAGCCAACAAGUCUAUUGAUCUCAACAGAAAAUGAACGCUUGAUGACCAGCUAUGAGCCAAUUGAGAAGGAACAGAAGGAGAAAGAACAUGAAGUGAUCAUCACAGGAAGUAUGGGAAUUAUGUGGAGACGCAUACUGAAAGAGUCUGUAAUGAAUAUGAAAGAGAAAAAUAAAUUGAAGAAGAACAAGAAAACAAACAAAAGCAGUAAGAGUAUUGCAAGUAACGGUGUUCAGGGCGAGAACUGGAUUCAGUUUGCCGACUUCUACGAGAUCACACACAUCAUCAUAAAGGACUCCAUAGUCAUGGUCAACAAACAAGAGAACAAAAAGAUGGAGCUUGAGCUGUCUUGCUAUGAAGAAGCACUGAGCAUGGUUUCUUUGAUUGAUGGUUACUUCCGUUUGACAGUAGAUGCCCAUCAUUAUCUGUGCACAGACGUGGCUCCGCCCCAAGUUGUGCACAACAUUAAACAUGGCUGCCAUGGGCCAAUACGUACUGAAUAUGCUAUAAACAAGCUGAAGCACGAAGGCAAUGAGGAUGGAAUGUACGUGUUGCGAUGGAGCUGCACAGAUUUCAGUCACAUCCUUAUGACGGUAGCAUGCAGUGGACCCUCGGAGCGCAUUGACUUUUGUGAUCGAAGCAGUGGUUCGAGAGUGCUAAAGCAGUACAAGAAUUUUCAGAUUGAGGUGAACAAGUCAUCUGGAUACAAACUACAUGGCUCUGACAGUUAUUUCCCAAACCUCAGGGACCUCAUGAAUCAUCUCAAAGGACAGAUUCUUAAAACCGAGGAUAUCAGCUUCCAACUGAAAACCUGCUGCCCACCAAAACCUCGAGAAAUCUCUAAUCUGUUGGUGAUGACAAAAAGCUGGUCCCAGAUUUCACAGCUGACUGCAAACACCUACAACUUAAGUCAAUUGAGCUUCCAUCGAAUCCGCAAGGAGGAGAUCUGUGAGAAUGAACACCUUGGAAGAGGAACCAGAACAAACAUUUAUGCUGGAACACUGAAUUACAAAGAUGAUGAUGAUGAGAAUGCAAGUCUCUAUCAUACAAAAGACUUACGAGUAGUCCUCAAAAUCCUUGAUCCCAGUCACAGGGACAUCUCACUGGCUUUUUUUGAAACCGCUAGCAUGAUGAGGCAGGUUUCUCAUAAGCACAUUGUACUCUUACAUGGAGUUUGUGUUCGAGAUCUUGAGAAUAUCAUGGUUGAAGAAUUGGUUGAAUUUGGACCACUUGAUUUGUUUAUGCAUAGAGAGCGUGAACAGCUUUCAAAUUUCACACCUUGGAAAUUUCUGGUUGCUAAACAGUUGGCAAGUGCAUUGAGCUAUCUGGAGGAUAAGAAUUUAGUGCAUGGAAAUGUAUGCACAAAAAAUAUUUUGCUGGCAAGAAAAGGGAUUGAAAAUGAUGGAGGUCCAUUCAUCAAACUGAGUGACCCAGGAGUUCCUCUGUCGGCACUGUCUAGAGAAGAACGUAUUGAACGCAUUCCAUGGAUUGCACCGGAAUGUGUAGAAAAUUCCAAAAACUUGGGCAUUGCAAUAGAUAAGUGGAGUUUUGGUACCACCCUGUGGGCCAUCUGCUAUAAUGGAGAGGUGCCUCUGAAAGAUCGCAGCUUGGCAGAGAAAGAAAGAUUCUAUGAAGCUCGGUGUAAACUAACAACUUCGUCCUCCUGUAAGGAACUGGUUGAACUAAUGCAACAGUGCAUGACCUACAACCCACCCGAGCGACCAUUCUUUCGGGCCAUUAUGAGAGAGAUCAAUAAACUGCAAGAGCAAAAUCCAAAUAUAAUUCCAGAAGAUAAACCCAGGGCAGAAAUUGACCCAACCCACUUUGAGAAAAGGUUCCUCCGAAGGAUACGGGAUCUUGGUGAAGGCCACUUUGGGAAGGUUGAGCUCUGUCGUUAUGAUCCAGAGGCUGAUAAUACUGGAGAACUUGUUGCUGUCAAAUCAAUGAAACCUGAAAGCAGUGAAGAACACAAAGCAGAUCUCAAACGAGAAGUUGAAAUUCUAAAGACUCUCUAUCAUGAAAAUAUCGUUAAGUAUAAAGGAAUAUGCACAGAAGAAGGUGGAAAGGGGAUGAAGCUGAUCAUGGAAUAUCUUCCUUCUGGAAGCCUUAAAGAAUAUCUUCCGCGACAUAAAUUGAAAGUGACCUUAAAAACUCAAAUUAAAUAUGCAUUGCAGAUAUGUAAAGGAAUGGAAUACUUGGGAUCUCUGCAGUAUGUUCAUAGAGAUUUGGCUGCAAGAAAUGUUCUUGUGGAAAAUGAAAACAGAGUAAAAAUUGGAGACUUUGGACUAACAAAAGCCAUCCAGACCAACAAGGAGUAUUACAAAGUGCAUGAUGAUUUGGAUAGUCCCGUGUUUUGGUAUGCACCAGAAUGUCUGAUACAUUGCAAAUUCUACAUUGCUUCAGAUGUGUGGUCUUUCGGUGUCACUUUGUAUGAAUUGAUGACAUUUUGUGAGUCUGAACACAGUCCAAUGAAUACAUUCCUGAAAUUGAUUGGUCCUACUCAAGGUCAGAUGACUGUCACAAGGCUUGUGCGUGUACUCGAAGAAGGCAAGCGCUUGCCCUGUCCAACACAUUGCCCCGAGGAGGUUUAUUCUCAUAUGAAGAAGUGCUGGGAACACAGUCCAAGUAACAGAACCACAUUUGAAAACCUUGUGAAUGUAUUUGAGUCUUUGCUUCAACGAAUGUCAAAUUAAGAGGACUGAUUGUAUUUUUUUAACCGGGUAAUGCAACUGUUAUGUAUGUUUAAACUAUCUACGAUAAUCCAAUGUAAAUAAUGCACUGCUAUAUGGUGUUUAAAUGAGAACUUCAAAAGGCACAAAAAUGCCUUCAAAAUUUUUAAUGUCAUUUACUAUUAAUUUGCUAAAACUUCAGUUUUUCUUGAACCAUGCAAUUGAAAUGUCUAUAUUUUCCUUGCAAAGAUGACAGUUUGAAUUUUGUAAAUAUUAUUUGAGAGGAUUGGGUAAUUUUCUGACAAAGGCCAUUAUCCUUUGUUUGCCAAUGCACACAGCAGCACACACAAACUGCUGCAGGAACUCAAAGUUGGGCAUUAUCUAUGGAAGGAAAUAAACAAACGUUUUGAGCCGAUGCCUUUCAUCAGCAAGGGUGAACUGUUCAUCCUGAACCAAAAUGUCGACUGUUUAUAUCCCUCCAUCGCUGCUGCCUGAUUUGCUGAGUUCCUCCAGCAUUUUGUGUUGCUCAAGAUUUCCAGUAUCUGCAGAAUCUCUUGUGCCUACAAUUUGUGCACAAUUUUAGUAGAAAUAGUGGGAAAAGAACUCCAGUGAAGACCAUCUUUCAUUUAGAAAAUAACAGCCCUUAAUCAUGUUUGGUGGAUGUUUGAUGUGCCCUUUGUAUUCAGUGUUGGCUCAGAAUCAGAUUUAAUAUCACAGGUAUAUGUCAUGAAAUUUGCUUCACAAAAAAAUAUCAAUAACACAUGGUUAUUGUGAGCACUUGAUGUAUGCCCUUCAGUAUAGCAAUGGAAAACUCUUUUGCAUUAAUGUUUCUAUGUUUUAUAUUUUGUAAUAUAUCAAUAAAUAUUUCAACUUCA
This is a messenger RNA of Hypanus sabinus (Atlantic stingray), 4639 nucleotides long. RefSeq names its product Janus kinase 1 (gene jak1). Gene Ontology annotation, molecular function: ATP binding; cytokine receptor binding; non-membrane spanning protein tyrosine kinase activity. Gene Ontology annotation, cellular component: cytosol; membrane; cytoskeleton. Gene Ontology annotation, biological process: tyrosine phosphorylation of STAT protein; intracellular signal transduction; cell differentiation. The coding region runs from base 276 to 3788 and encodes 1170 amino acids. Lineage: Eukaryota; Metazoa; Chordata; Chondrichthyes; Myliobatiformes; Dasyatidae. The transcript is spliced from 24 exons. The record is from RefSeq and is a predicted model, not a curated record.